AUGUCGACGUCGUAUCUGUCAAUCUACGAUCUCUUGCGCAUCGCGUACACUUACGAGGCACAAGCGCUGGCAGCAGAGUGGCGCAAAGAUGGUUUCAUUGAAAGUAUAGCAAGCUGUCCAACGCCGGAGAUAUGCAAGAACGCCGAGUCUUCACCCUGUUAUGAAGCUCUGGAAACCGAUUUUACGCAAAAGUACGCCCGCAGGAAGAGGGACAGCUGCGUGCCCAUGUCAUGA
Messenger RNA from Paraphaeosphaeria sporulosa, 234 nucleotides. RefSeq lists its product as uncharacterized. The coding region runs from base 1 to 234 and encodes 77 amino acids. Lineage: Eukaryota; Fungi; Ascomycota; Dothideomycetes; Pleosporales; Didymosphaeriaceae. The transcript has 2 exons. The record is from RefSeq and is a predicted model, not a curated record.